GAGCCGCCGCGGACAGCGGCUUCCCGGAGGCAGCGGCGGCCGGAGGAGGCGAUUUCAACGGGAGCGGAGGAAAGCGCGGCGGCGGCAGCCGGGGGGCGCCGGGGGUCGCGCCCGCCCGCCCGCCCGCCCUCGCCGGGCGCGGGGAGCGGCCGCCUGCAGCUCGGGGUCCGCGCGCGAUGUGGCAAUGGGAGCCGCGGGGAGCGACUCGGCCGGAGCUGCCGCGGCGGCAGCCGCCGCCCCGCGCCCCGCGUGAGGCGGCCGCGCCGCAGCAGCCCCAGCAGCAGCAGCCCCAGCAGCGGCGGCGGCGGCGGCAGCUCCCGCAGCAGCCCCAGCAGCAGCAGUCCGCGGCCCGUAGCGCCGCCAGCCCCCCGCGGCCCCGCCGCGCCCCCGGGGCCCCGGGGCCCGCCGUGGCAGCGCCAGCGGCAGCUCCCCCGUCCCCCCGCCGGCGGCAACAUGGCUUCGGCCGGUAACGCUUCGGAGCCGGAGAUCAGCAGCAGCGCGGGCGGCGGCGGCCACCCCGGCCGGGCGGCGAGGAGCGGCGGCGGGUGGCGGCGAAGGACCGGAGGGAAUCGGCGAGCCCCGGCGCCCGACCGGGAGUAUCUGCAGCGGCCGAGCUACUGCGAUGCGGCUUUCGCCUUGGAGCAGAUCUCAAAGGGGAAGGCGACAGGACGGAAAGCGCCGCUGUGGCUGCGAGCAAAGUUUCAGAGACUGUUGUUUAAACUGGGCUGUUACAUUCAGAAAAACUGCGGGAAGUUCUUGGUUGUUGGCCUCCUGAUUUUUGGGGCUUUCGCUGUAGGAUUAAGGGCAGCUAAUCUCGAGACCAACGUGGAAGAGCUGUGGGUGGAAGUUGGUGGACGAGUGAGUCGGGAGUUAAAUUACACACGACAGAAGAUUGGAGAAGAGGCCAUGUUUAACCCUCAGCUCAUGAUCCAGACUCCACAGGAAGAUGGUGCUAAUGUACUAACAACAGAAGCACUCCGACAGCACCUUGACUCUGCACUUCAGGCCAGCAGAGUACAUGUCUAUAUGUACAACAGACAGUGGAAAUUGGAACAUUUGUGUUACAAAUCAGGAGAACUCAUCACAGAAGCAGGUUACAUGGACCAGAUCAUAGAAUAUCUUUAUCCUUGCUUAAUUAUCACUCCUUUGGACUGCUUCUGGGAGGGAGCAAAGCUACAGUCAGGAACUGCCUAUCUUUUAGGGAAGCCUCCUUUACAGUGGAUCAACUUUGACCCCUUAGAAUUCUUGGAAGAGUUAAAGAAAAUAAACUACCAAGUGGAGAGCUGGGAAGAAAUGCUGAAUAAAGCAGAGGUUGGUCAUGGUUAUAUGGAUCGACCCUGCUUGAAUCCUGCUGAUCCCGAUUGCCCAAUUACAGCUCCCAAUAAAAAUUCCACUAAACCUCUUGAUGUAGCCCCUGUUUUGAGUGGUGGAUGCUAUGGACUGUCAAGAAAAUACAUGCAUUGGCAAGAGGAGUUAAUUAUAGGUGGUACAGUCAAGAACAGUUCUGGUAAACUUGUCAGUGCCCAGGCUUUGCAAACCAUGUUUCAGUUAAUGACUCCUAAGCAAAUGUAUGAGCACUUCAAGGGGUAUGAAUAUGUUUCACAUAUCAACUGGAAUGAGGAUAAGGCAGCAGCAAUUCUGGAAGCCUGGCAGAGGAUGUAUGUUGAGGUUGUUCAUCAAAGUGUUGCACAAAACUCUACUCAGAAGGUGCUCUCCUUUACUACGACCACCCUGGAUGACAUCCUAAAGUCAUUUUCUGAUGUCAGUGUUAUCAGAGUAGCUAGUGGCUACUUACUAAUGCUUGCCUACGCCUGUUUAACAAUGCUGCGGUGGGACUGUGCCAAGUCUCAGGGUGCCGUGGGGCUGGCAGGAGUCUUGUUGGUUGCACUCUCAGUGGCUGCAGGAUUGGGCCUGUGCUCAUUGAUUGGAAUUUCCUUUAAUGCUGCCACAACUCAGGUUUUGCCUUUUCUUGCUCUUGGAGUUGGUGUAGACGAUGUUUUCCUUCUGGCACAUGCAUUUAGUGAAACAGGGCAGAAUAAGAGAAUUCCAUUUGAGGACAGAACAGGUGAAUGUUUGAAGCGAACAGGAGCAAGUGUAGCCCUUACAUCUAUCAGCAAUGUUACUGCUUUCUUUAUGGCUGCCUUAAUCCCUAUUCCUGCUUUACGAGCAUUUUCACUCCAAGCAGCAGUUGUGGUGGUAUUCAACUUUGCUAUGGUCCUGCUGAUUUUUCCUGCUAUCCUGAGCAUGGACCUUUAUCGUCGGGAAGACAGGAGACUGGAUAUAUUCUGCUGUUUUACAAGUCCGUGUGUUACUAGAGUGAUUCAGAUUGAGCCUCAAGCAUAUGUGGAAAAUGACAAUACCUGCUACAGCCCUCCACCCCCAUACAGCAGUCACAGUUUUGCACAUGAAACUCAAAUUACGAUGCAGUCCACAGUGCAGUUGCGCACAGAAUACGAUCCUCAUACGCAGGUGUACUACACCACAGCAGAGCCUCGUUCAGAAAUAUCUGUGCAGCCAGUAACAGUGACACAAGAUAAUUUCAGCUGCCAGAGCCCAGAAAGCACAAGCUCGACGAGGGAUUUGCUUUCCCAAUUCUCAGACUCCAGCAUACAUUGCCUUGAGCCACCCUGUACGAAGUGGACACUCGCAUCUUUUGCAGAAAAGCAUUAUGCUCCAUUCCUCCUAAAACCAAAAGCUAAGAUUGUGGUUAUUUUUCUUUUUCUGGGUUUGCUUGGGCUCAGCCUUUAUGGAACUACCCGAGUGAGAGAUGGACUAGAUCUCACAGACAUUGUACCACGGGAAACACGGGAAUAUGACUUUAUUGCCGCACAAUUCAAGUACUUUUCAUUCUACAACAUGUAUAUUGUGACACAAAAAGCAGACUAUCCAAAUGUCCAGCACUUACUGUAUGAACUUCACAGAAGUUUCAGCAAUGUGACAUAUGUUUUAUUGGAAGAAGAUAGGCAGCUCCCCAAAAUGUGGUUGCACUACUUUCGAGACUGGCUGCAAGGACUUCAGGAUGCAUUUGACAGCGAUUGGGAAAGUGGGAAGAUCACUUACAACAAUUACAAAAAUGGAUCUGAUGAUGCUGUUUUGGCUUACAAACUCCUGGUACAAACAGGCAACAGAGCAAAGCCCAUUGACAUCAGCCAGUUGACUAAACAGCGUCUGGUGGAUGCAGAUGGAAUCAUUAACCCAAAUGCUUUCUACAUCUACCUGACAGCCUGGGUUAGCAAUGACCCUGUGGCUUAUGCUGCCUCGCAAGCCAACAUCCGGCCUCACCGCCCAGAGUGGGUCCAUGACAAAGCAGACUAUAUGCCAGAAACAAGACUGAGAAUUCCAGCAGCUGAGCCCAUAGAGUAUGCUCAGUUUCCUUUCUACCUCAACGGAUUGCGUGAAACUUCUGACUUUGUGGAGGCUAUUGAGAAAGUGAGAGCUAUCUGUAAUAACUACACCAGUCUGGGGAUCGCCAGCUACCCAAAUGGUUACCCGUUUCUGUUUUGGGAGCAGUACAUUGGGCUUCGUCACUGGCUGCUCUUAUCAAUUAGUGUGGUUUUGGCUUGCACAUUUCUGGUGUGUGCCCUCUUCCUCCUAAACCCCUGGACAGCUGGGAUCAUUGUGGUGGUGCUGGCUCUUAUGACUGUGGAGCUGUUUGGCAUGAUGGGUCUAAUUGGAAUAAAGCUGAGUGCAGUUCCUGUGGUUAUCCUGAUUGCUUCUGUUGGCAUUGGUGUGGAAUUCACUGUUCACGUUGCAUUGGCAUUUUUAACUGCCAUAGGAGACAGGAACCGCAGGGCUGUCCUUGCAUUGGAACACAUGUUCGCACCAGUGCUGGAUGGGGCUGUGUCCACUCUGCUUGGAGUGUUAAUGCUCGCAGGAUCAGAGUUUGAUUUUAUUGUCAGGUAUUUCUUUGCUGUUUUGGCAAUCUUAACCAUUCUGGGAGUUCUUAAUGGAUUGGUGCUGCUUCCUGUUCUUCUUUCGUUCUUUGGACCAUACCCUGAGGUUUCUCCAACCAAUGGACAAACCAGGUUGCCUACACCGUCUCCUGAGCUGGCCCCCAGCAUCGUGAGGUUUGCACUGCCACCCACGCACACACACAAUGGGUCAGAUUCCUCUGAUUCAGAGUACAGCUCUCAAACCACAGUGUCCGGCAUCAGUGAAGAGCUUCAUCAGUAUGAGGCCACACAAGGCCCUGGCGCACCAGUCCACCAAGUAAUAGUGGAAGCCACUGAGAAUCCUGUCUUUGCAAGAUCCAGUGUGGUUCAGCCAGAGGCACAGCAUCAGUCGAGCCCCAGAUCACAGUUGAAUCCAGAGCCUGGCACACAGCAGACAUGGCGUCAGGGCAGACAAGCUAAACGGGAAGCGAGGGAAGGGCAGCGACCACCUCCUUACCGCCCUCGCAGGGAUGCGUUUGAAAUCUCUACUGAAGGGCAUUCAGGACCCAGCAACAGGGAUCGCUUGGGCCACAAGACUCGUUCUCAUAACAUAAGAAGCCCAGCGUUCAGCACCCUGGGCGCCACAGGACCAGCAUACUGCCAGCCUAUCACUACUGUGACUGCCUCAGCUUCAGUGACUGUUGCUGUCCACCCUGCGGUGCACAGCCGCAGCUCUCGGGGAGGGAGCUUUCCGUCCUACGAGGGAUACCAUGAAGCUGACCAUGGGCCAUUUGAGGACCCCCAUGUGCCUUUUAAUGUGCGGUGUGAAAGAAGAAAUUCUAAAGUAGAAGUUAUAGAACUGCAAGAUGUCGAAUGUGAGGAAAGGACACCCAGCAACAGCUCACAGUAAGAUAAUAACUGAAGCAAAGAAGAGGCCAAAGAUAGAAAACUCUAUUUCCAGAACUGCUUGAAUUGAAGAACUGCUUGAAGUUGUAGAAAAGGACAUGCUGCAUCAGGACAACAGUUCACUGUUACUGUAACCUAUUGUAUUAUUUUGUUAAAUAUUUCUUUAAGUAUUUAAAAGAUGUACACAUAUGUAAUAUACAAAAGAACAAUGUAAAGUAGUAUAGUCUGGAGUCAUUUGCCUCUGGGCAAUAGAAUGGGGACAAUAUUGUGUGCGCUUUGUACUUUUUGUACAUUGAUCUCUGUGCCACAACUAAGCUUAAUCUAGUUCUAAAUUCCAGCAUAAGUUGCUGCUGCUUAAAUAUUUUAUACUUUACGUGUAUAACUCUAUGCAAAUAUUGCUUAUGUGAUAGGGUUUUUUUAAGGUACAUGUCUCUUUAAAGUAUUUUAAGUUUGCGUAUCACAACCCUGUGGUAGGAUGAGGUGUUACUGCUAACUUUCAAACACGCUAUGCAUGAUAAUUUUUAAAAUAAGCAGAUAUGAAGAAAAGCAAGUUAAUCUGGGAGGCUUAAAUAGAUUUAGCUAUGUGCAGGUUCUGUUUUGCUGUGUGUAUCCAUGUGUGCAUCUGGAAGUUUGCAUGCUUUUGUGUGUAUGUUCCUGGUGUACUGUAGUUUCCCUUUACUGUAUGGCAACACUUAGUGGGCUUAUCAACCCACUGAUGCUGAUAUAAGUCUGGCUUUCCCUGUUAGCAGGCACUAGUGAAAACCAUGUUGGUGUUUAUGAACAUGCAGCAUAGACUGCCAUCAUGAAAGGCCCAACUGAAAUAGAAAAGAAGACAGGGAGUCAAGGUUGAGGUUGUGGUUCAGUUUCCCACAGACUUAAUGACUUGGUUCACAUGGCUUUGGUCAAGUCACUUAACUGCCCUGUGCCUCAGUUUCUCAUUCUGUAAAAUGGGUGUAAUUACACUUACCUACCUCCCAGGAAUGUUGUGAGGCUUAGUUACUGUUCCUGUAGUGCUUUGAUUUUGAUUCUUUUCCUUUAAUUUUUCUUUGCAAAAGGUGCCAGGUAAGUGCAAACACUAUAACCAUCCUUGUUCCACUUCCAAAGGUGCUGGAUAUUGAGAAAUGCUGGUUAUAGAAUUUCAGUGAGCAUAUGCUUUAUUUUGAUAUCAAUACUAUUAACUAUGCGUGGCAUUAGAAGUUGGAUAAUUGAGUUGUUUGGUGGUGAGAAACAGCUCAGCUGUGUCCUUCCAGCAUUGGAAGCAGUACCAUUGGUCACCUUACUUUCAUGGCAGGAAGGAAGUUAAUAGUAAGUGAUAAAAAGUAAAUGGAAGGAUAAAAAAAAAUAAUCUAUUUUCACUUUAUAAAUAUAAAUGGCUUUCUGGAUGAGCCCAGGACUGUAAUGACACGAAAGGCCUGGGAUGUUCUUUUCUCUAUAGUUUGUGUUUUCCCAUGCUGCAGUGGCACUUUUAAUUAAAACAGCUAAACUGGGAUCUCUUUGCGAAACUAAUUUAGCUUUUUGCAUUAUUAUUUU
Pezoporus occidentalis (night parrot) is the source of this 6308-nucleotide messenger RNA. RefSeq names its product patched 1 (gene PTCH1). The transcript is spliced from 24 exons. The record is from RefSeq and is a predicted model, not a curated record. The coding region runs from base 454 to 4782 and encodes 1442 amino acids. Gene Ontology annotation, cellular component: plasma membrane. Lineage: Eukaryota; Metazoa; Chordata; Aves; Psittaciformes; Psittacidae. Gene Ontology annotation, biological process: negative regulation of smoothened signaling pathway. Gene Ontology annotation, molecular function: smoothened binding; hedgehog receptor activity; hedgehog family protein binding.